GCGCCGGCCCCGCCUCCGCCCGGAACUAUUUGGGUUCCAGGCGCUUGCGCAAGGCCAGAAGGUAGUUCCGGUUUCAGCGUGGGACCCUCUCGUUGCUGGUGGUCACUUGUCGCGGUUGGUGGGUAGUAACUGAGCCAAGAUGCUACGGAAUCUUCUGGCUCUCCGUCAGAUUGCUAAGAGGACCAUAAGUACUUCUUCACGCAGGCAGUUUGAAAAUAAGGUUCCAGAGAAACAAAAGCUGUUUCAGGAGGAUAAUGGAAUUCCAGUGCAUCUGAAGGGUGGGAUAGCUGAUGCCCUCCUGUAUAGAGCCACCAUGAUUCUUACAGUUGGUGGAACGGCAUAUGCCAUGUAUGAACUGGCUGUGGCUUCAUUUCCCAAGAAGCAGGAUUGACUUGAGUUUAUCCUCCCAGCAAUCAGUUGGUUCAAUUCCAUUCAGCUCUCUGUGGACCAGUAAUCUGAUACAUAACUGAGUUCUUUGGGGAUCAAUAUUUAUUGUCUUGUAUUAGCUGCCACCAAUAAAGCAGUCUUUACCAUG
Molecule: messenger RNA, 535 nt
Organism: Bubalus bubalis (water buffalo)
Lineage: Eukaryota; Metazoa; Chordata; Mammalia; Artiodactyla; Bovidae
Product: cytochrome c oxidase subunit 7A2, mitochondrial
Exons: 4
Coding region: 140-391 (83 amino acids)
Biological process (GO): regulation of oxidative phosphorylation; mitochondrial electron transport, cytochrome c to oxygen; mitochondrial respirasome assembly
Source: RefSeq, a predicted model, not a curated record